Messenger RNA from Epinephelus lanceolatus (giant grouper), 4986 nucleotides. RefSeq names its product guanylate cyclase activator 1d (gene guca1d). Gene Ontology annotation, molecular function: calcium ion binding; calcium sensitive guanylate cyclase activator activity. The record is from RefSeq and is a predicted model, not a curated record. NCBI's taxonomy places the organism in Eukaryota, Metazoa, Chordata, Actinopteri, Perciformes, Serranidae.
UGCAGCCUGGAUGUCGGCCGGCUUGACCGUUCUGCAGCUGAAGCCUGCCGCCGACACCACGGAUUUCCAACCUUUCUUACUCUUUCAGUUGUCUCCAUAAAGCUCUCAUUGUUGUUCCUCAAACAUCCACCCGCUGAGGAUCACUGCAGCUCUCGCUGGUUUCAUCUCUUUUUCUAGAAGCGUCUCUUUCAGGGUGAGAAUCCCUCAUACUUUCUUCUCUUGAGGUUUUUCUUCGCCUCGGUGCUCCCGUCGGACCGGACCAAUGGGGAACCACGGCUCGAACCUGGACGACAUCCUGGCGGAGGACAUGCACCAUUGGUACAACAAGUUCAUGAGGGAGUCUCCGUCGGGCCUCAUCACGCUGUUUGAGCUGAAGGCCAUCCUGGGCCUGAAGGGCAUGACGGAGAACGCCAACAGCUAUGUGGACCAGGUCUUCUUCACCUUUGACAUGGAUGGGGACGGUUACAUCGACUUUGUGGAGUACAUCGCAGCCAUCAGUCUGCUGCUGAAAGGAGAAAUCAACCAGAAACUAAAGUGGUACUUCAAACUGUUCGACCAGGACGGCAACGGAAAGAUUGACAAAGAAGAGCUGGAGACCAUCUUUUCGGCCAUCCAGGACAUCACACGGAACAGAGACAUCGACCCCGAGGACAUCGUUGCGCUCAUAUUCGAGAGGAUCGACGUGAAGGGAGAAGGUGAGUUGACUCUGGAGGAGUUCAUCGAGGGAGCCAGAGACCACGAGGACAUCAUGGACAUGCUGAAGAACCUGAUGGACCUGACGCCGGUGUUAGUCAUCAUUGUGGAGGGCCGGGCGGGGUGAGAGCGCAGCGCUGGAGGUGCACCAGAACGACAAAGACUGACUGAAGCAGAAAUCCUGCAAUCCCCCACCCCGAGAAAAAGUUAAAUAAUCACCCCUCAGUCACCCCUCAAUAAGAGAAAAGACUUGCUCCCUCACCCCCUAAUGGUCGUCUUAAAGACACCUGAUGUUUCAUGGUCAGAGCAAAGCAGCCGGAAACAAAGGACGUUGAAAAUGUAAGACUUUCCGAUGGACUGUGGUUGGCCGUCCAGCCUCUGAGCGUCCCGUCUCCAGGUAUGGAACUAAUUUUUGACAAAGAUAUUUUUGAAGGAGACUUUGAUGAUUCUGUUUUACAGCAGCCACCUUCAUCCUUCAACAAAAUCCACCGUCUUUAACCUCACAAAUCAUCCGCCAUCACAAAGAUCACGUUGUGAUCAUGUUGCAGAACUUUAUCUCGAGUUGUAGUGAUGAUUCAAGUUCAACGAUGUCCAGGGCUUGGUGUCGCACCUCAACACCUUUUUGGGUACCAACUGAAUUGUGUCCACAACACCAGAUAUCAAAAAGUACCAAAAGUCGUCACCGAAUGGUUUCUGCAAUCGAUAUUUUUCUUUGAUCUGAUAGGACCUGAUUCCAAUCAAAUUUUGCCAAUUUUACACCGCACAUUUUUGAAUCGCUGCUUGCUUUUAGACAUUUAAUUUUAAGAAUUUUUUUUUUCUGUUAAUGGAACAAACUUUUGGCAGAAAAACAUGUUUAUAUUUCUCAAAGUAAUGUAUUGACACUUUGGUCCCGGCAUCCGUAAGUAUUAUCGAUUUCAAACGAAACGCUGCCUCAAAUUUUAAGCCUGAAUUUUUGGGGGUAAAUGUGUCUAAACUCAUGCACAAGACAUGUAGAAUAUUUUGGUUUGAUGGAAUAUUGCAGCCGAGUCUUGGGUUUGAAUGUUUUUCUCUUAAAGGCAAAAGUACUUCAAAUUCAAGCUUCAGGAGGUUUAAACUUUAUUCCAAUCCAGUUUUUAAUCUUUUAAUUAAGCUCUUAAACAGCAGAGGAAGCAGGUUAACAUCACCGCAGGACAAAGAAACUGGGUCAAAGAAAUUAAGAGAAUUAACGUUUAGCACAAUCAAAUCGUGAUGAUAUGAUCUGCUGUGAUCGUCAAGAUGACUGUGAGCAAAUUAGUUAUUGAAAAGUUUUGAUUUGCAAUUACUGAUUAUGUUUUAAUAAUGAAUCCAUCAAUCACUCCUUUAGUCUAUAAAACGUCUUCAGAAGUUUUCCUUCGUCCAAUCAAACAGUCCAAAACUUUCCGAUAUUCAGGACACAGUCAUGUUUUGUAUUUUUCUGCAAAAAAUUAGUUAAAAUAUUUUAAUCAUUAAUUAUUUUCUUCCAAUAUUUCUUCCAAAUCAUGGAUGAAUCUCUAUUUUACACUUAUGAAAGGUUUGGCUCUUUGCUUUGAACGGUUGUUGCUCCUCUUUACGUGUUGUGAUGAGCAUCGAUGUCUCAGAAUAUCUUUAUCAACACAGUCAAAGUGAUUUUCGACCACAGAAGCUUGUGGUAUCUCUGAGAGUAGAGCAUGCUGGGAGUCUGUCCUUCAGAGAGCUGAUCGGAAGCUCCUGAUCCUCUUAAUGCUGUUAAAAGGUUCAGUGUCCUGAGCCGUAAUGGAGCAGAUUUGCAGACAGAGUCAAGAACAGAAACCUGCAGACCGGAGGAGGAAGAUAUGAACUGAAAGCAGAAAAACUCCCUUAAAUAACAAACUCAACCUGCAGCUUCACGGACAGAAAACUCUACUGAAGACCAGUAAGUCUACUCUCUGAUUCUGGCUUCCACCCCAGAGCUGAGUUGUGUCUUCAUGGACAGAGUAAUCCACAACAACCUGCUCUAUCAGGUCCUCUGGCACCAGGCCAACCGGGCCACAUCACGCCACACCAGGACAAAUUUUAACAAACCCCACAUAAAACAGUGAACACAUCACAAUAUAUUAAACAUAUGCUUUAAAGGAGCUGGUAGGUUGUUUCCUCUGCACAGAGCCAGGCUAGCAGUUUACUGUCUUUAUGCUAAGCUAAGCUAACCAGCUGCUGCUGUAGCUUCAUAUGUAGUCUACAGACAUGAGAGAGGUAGCAUUAGCCCCUUUUACUGUUAAAAGUGGAAUGCCGCAUUGCUUUUCUGCUUUGCCGUUCUGUCGAAAAGGUGUGAUCACAACAGAAUGAUGGUAGAGAGCUGUCUCGCCUUUGAGCCUGCAGCGCAGGUAGUAAGAGCGGUGAAAUGACAGGACAGAAUGGGUGUGAUGCUAUGACGAAGUGUUGUGUUUGCGAGCCACUGUGUGGAGACAUUAGCCCCUUUCACACAGCCUGUUCAAGGCAGGAAUGUCGCGUCAUUCUUCUGCUUUGCUGUUCUGUCUAAAAGGUGCGACCCCAGAAUGGGGGGACAAAGUUGUCAAGCCUUUGGGCCAGCGGCAGAGGUCGUGACAGUGGUGCAAUGAUGUCUGUGUAAAAGGGACAGGACAGGUGUGAUGUUUUGACGUUGUGUUAUGUUUGCAAGCCAACAUCGGGAGAUUUAAAAAGCAACUAACACCAGUUAGCAGCUAACUCAACGAAGAACAGUGGCCGAAAAUGAAAGACAUUAGCCCCUUUUACACUGCCUGUUCAAGGUGGGAAUAUUGCAUGGUUUUUCUGCUUCGCCGUUCUGUCUAAAAGGUGCGACCACAGAAUGAUGGUACAGAGUUGUCUCGCCUUUGAACCUGCAGCAGAGGUACUAACAGCGGCAAAGAAACGUCUGUGUAAAAGGGACAGGACAAGAUUGGUGUAACGUUUAAAUGACGUGUAAUGUUUGUAAGCCAUCACUGGGAUAUUUACAAAGCAGCUAACAGCAGUUAGCAGCUAACUCAAAGAACAGUGGCCGAAAAUGGUGCAAACCAAGGAGACAUUAUCCUCUUUCACAAUACCUGUUCAAGGCGGGAAUGUCACGUGGUCUAAAAGGUGCAAUCAUGGAAUGGGGGGCAGGGUUGUCUCACCUCUGAACCGGUGGCGGAGGUAGAAACAGCGGUGAAAUGACGUCCGUGUAAAAGGGACAGCCGGAAGGAUGGGACUGGUUUGAUGCUUUGAUGACAUGUUAUGUUUUUGGGCCACCACCGGGAGAUUUAUAAAGCAGCUAGAUGCAGUUAGCAGCUAACUCAAAGAAUAACAGUGGCCGAAAAUGUCGUAAGACAUUAGCCCCUUUCACACUGCCUGUUCAGUAUCACCCCAUUAUAUUGCCUCGCCGUCCUGUAUAAAAGGUAUGAAGGCAGAAUGAUGGUACAGAGUUGUCUCACCUUUAAGCCAGCAGCGGAGCUAGUGACAUCACUUCUCAGAGGUACAUAUUAAACUUUUUACAGCACUAUAUUUAUCUGACAGCUUUAGUUACUUUGCAGACACAGUUUUCAGUAAUAUUAAUCCUAAAACAUCAUAUAUAACAUUAAAAAAAUGAACACUUGUACUGCUGAAACAUACUUUAACUUCAGUGAGGUUUUACUUGUAGUGGAGUGUUUUUUCACGCUGUGGUAUUAGUACUUUUUCUGCAGUAAAAAGUCUGAAUACUUCUUCUACUACUGCUUGUAUACUUACAUGUGUACCUGAAGGAUUAAGAAGCAGAUCCACUGAUGUAACUGUUUAAAAUCCAAAGGAAACUCAUUCGACCAUUUAAAUCAUAAUAAAUUAGGAACACAAACUGAUUCUGGAUCAGAUCGCACUGAAACAUUUUUCAUGUGUAAAACUGCCAUUUGGUUUUAUUUUGAAAGACUUAAUGUUUCCUCUGCUUCAGUGUAUGUUCACAUUCUUUAAGAAAGUCUGAUGACGUUUGGAUGAACAUUAUUUCAUUUUGUAAAUUCACAGUGGUAGUUAUUCAUAGUUUUGUGCGACUGGUCUCUUAUUUCUUAAGGAAAUCACUGAAUGACUGGCGUGUUUUUACUUUUAUACGAUGAGUGAAACGAGAUCAAGAUGACGGAGGAGGAUGUCUGCGGAGAGAGGACAGACAAAGAGUUGGAGGUUAAAGUCGAGGAGGCCAUUCUGUCCUUAAAACUGCUAACUGGUAGUCGUAUAGUCAGAUCCCACCUGCAGAUUAGCGACAGCGCUAACAAACAGUUCUUACUGUGCAAUAGAGAGACUUUUACAGUGAAGAUGUGUAAAACUGUAAAAACUCUACGUUCAUUGUAAUGCAUCAUGUUUUGU